Messenger RNA from Thecamonas trahens ATCC 50062, 708 nucleotides. RefSeq names its product peptidyl-prolyl cis-trans isomerase C. The record is from RefSeq and is a predicted model, not a curated record. Gene Ontology annotation, molecular function: peptidyl-prolyl cis-trans isomerase activity. The transcript has 2 exons. Gene Ontology annotation, biological process: protein peptidyl-prolyl isomerization. NCBI's taxonomy places the organism in Eukaryota, Apusomonadida, Apusomonadidae. Bases 1 to 708 code for a protein of 235 amino acids.
AUGCAUGCCGACACUUGCUUCACCCGCUACCGCUCGAACGUCAUCGAGUUCGGGUUCGGGUUCGGCGGCAUCGCCUCUAUUUCGGCCACGGGCAAGGACAAGGCCGUAUCAAGUGAUGAUGCUGCCGUUCUCGCGGAGGAGGACGAUGGCUUUGCGGGCAAGGUAUACACGCCGAGUAAGCCUGGAAGGAGCAUGGUCUGGCUCGAUGUCGAGAUCGAUGGUGCUGCCGCAGGUCGGGUCGUCGCUGAGAUUCUCGAUGACGUUGUGCCCAAGACCGCUGCAAACUUUGUCGGCCUCUGCAAGGGGACCGAGCUUCCCAAUGGCAAGACGCUGACCUUUGCUGGCCACAACUGCCAUCGCAUCAUUGACGGAUUCAUUGUUCAGUGCGGCGACAUCACCCGUGGUGACGGCCGCGGCGGCCGCUCCAUCUACCCGAGCGGGUCGUUUGACGACGAGCCCGCCGGCCUCGCCCUCAAGCACAACGCGCGGUACUUGCUGCAGAUGGCCAACGCCGGGCCAAACACAAACGGAUCGCAGUUCUGCUUCAUGCUCAACCCAGCGCCGCAUCUUAAUGGCCACCACGUCGUCUUUGGCCACGUUGUCGACGGCUUUGACGUCGUUGACGCCAUGGAGACUGCUGGCACCCAGUCGGGUGUCCCGUCCAAGACCGUCACGAUUAUCCGGACCGGUGUCAUCUCCACUCCGUAG